AUGUGGAUGCGCAUUCGACCACCACACAAUCCUGAUAUAUUAACGUAUCGAGAUAGUGUUGUCUAUGCACCAAAUCGUAUACAACUUGAACAACGUCGUCUUAGUUCAAGUAUUAAUGCUAAUGGUACAUUUAUUGACACAUAUUUUUUAACAUUAACUAUUUUACGACCAAAUAUUGAUGAUGAAGGACGAUACAUUUGUUCAAGAGGAAGAAGUAUUUUUGCUGAAUAUGAUCUUUUUAUUAUUGUUCCACCUCAAUUUGUUGAUGAUAAUAAUUUUAUUCAACAACGAAGUAUUAUUGAAGGUUCAACUCUUCAACUUUCUUGUUCUGCCUAUGGUCGACCUAAACCUUCAAUCACUUGGUUUUAUCGUACAAAUGAUAAAAGAAAUGUUCCAUUUGGUGACGGUACAAGUUGUCAAGAUACAAUAUGUGAAUUACGUUUAGGAAAUUAUUCACGACAUGAUCCAACAAUAAUUGAAUGUGUUGCCGAUAAUGAAAAAUCAACGCGUAUAUCAAAAGUUUUUAAUGUUGAUGUUUAUUAUCCACCAAAACUAACAACAAAUGUUCGAACAUUUACAGGUUCACAUAGUAUUGAUGUUCUUCUUCAUUGUUCAUCUGUAUCAAAUCCACCAGCACCAAUUAUUUGGCUUGAUACUAAUAAACAACAAAUAAUAGAUAAUUCUAAUAUAUAUAAUAUAAAAACAAUGGAUCAAUUUUCAACAUUAUCUUUUUCUGUCUAUCCACAAAGACAUGCAUCAGUUGUUUUUUAUUGUCAAAGUAAUAAUUCUCUUGGAACAGAUGAAAAAUUAGUCAAUGUUUCAAAUUUUAUUCAAUUGGAUUCAAUAAUAAUUCGUGAAAUAACAACAACAGCAACAGCAACAAUAACAACAAUUGCAUUGCCAACGUCGACUAUUAUUUAUGAUUUAUCUCCAACAAAAAGACAAAAAACCUUAAGACCAAGUCGUGCUCGAUCUAAACCCGUAACAAUAACAACAACUAUGUCAAUGAGAACGACAACAAUAUCAUCAUCGAAUACUAUUAUAUAUUCUUUUUCAAAUAAUCCUUUUUAUUUAAUUUUAAGUAUAUUUGUCAUUUGUUUUGUAUAA
Rotaria sp. Silwood2 is the source of this 1107-nucleotide messenger RNA. The record is from the annotation of a GenBank genome assembly. NCBI's taxonomy places the organism in Eukaryota, Metazoa, Rotifera, Eurotatoria, Philodinida, Philodinidae.